UGUGCACUUGUAUCUGAACCCUCUCAGUGAUGUGGGGAAACAGGCACUGUAUGUAAGAGGUGUUCCCAAGAGCCAGAGUGGCAUGAGGGUCAAGGUCCUGGCUUCAGUCACUGAGGGCUCAGACAUCUCAGAGAACUGGCACCCCAUCCUCAAUGUGAUACGAGAGAAUGCCUCAUCCUGGGACCGCCAGCGUGUCAAGCAGCAGCUUCAGGUUUUCCUCCGGGAUCUGGAGUGGGGCCGUCGGCAGCAGCAGAGCUUCUGGAAAAGGCUGCACUUCCGCAGGGUGGAGAAGGGGGUCCGGCAGACUCUACAGAUGCUGGAGAAGGACACUCUACCUCCAUCUACAUGAAACAGCAAAUAGCCAAUAAACACCAAGAGGUGAAAGGGCAAUAUAUGUUUUCAGCAGCAUAUCCGGUUUAAAUCUAAACAUGUCCACACAUGGAAACCUCUGCAGCCAGUCUUAACUGGAUGUGCAAGAAAUACAUUUUUAGGGGUUCAAACCCGAGGAUGCAAUCAAUGCAGGGAGCAAAGUGCUACGGGGUUC
Molecule: messenger RNA, 544 nt
Organism: Etheostoma cragini (Arkansas darter)
Lineage: Eukaryota; Metazoa; Chordata; Actinopteri; Perciformes; Percidae
Product: NLR family member X1-like
Exons: 3
Coding region: 83-349 (88 amino acids)
Source: RefSeq, a predicted model, not a curated record